CGUUAAUUGAGCUGCAGCUGUAAAGAUCGCGAAAUGUAUUGCAGCAAGUUGCAAGUGUGUGUUUUGGUCCUUUUGGCCACAUUGGCCCUUAUUGGUCGUUGUGAAGCCGGUGUAUACAGUUUGCCGCCAAUAGAUGAUGAGAAUCCUAUAGCGCGUUUGAUAAAUGGUAGAAUCGGCACCAGUGGUUCACCGAGAGCUGAUCUCGAUUAUCGGCUACCAAACACCACCGAACCCGUACACUACGAUGUUGAACUGACGACAAAUGUGCAUAAUGGCACGAAGGCUUUCCAGGGCACAGUUAAUAUCGUUAUUAAAGUGAUCGAAGAUACAAGGACAAUCGUUUUGCAUCAACGACAAUUGAGCAUCGUUAAAGUGACCAUAAAAAAUACUGAUCUAGCCAAUCCUGCUGAGGAAACUUUAAAUAUUUCGUAUGAAGAAGAACGCGAAUUUCUGAGUCUGACGCCAGCCAAUCAAACGCUCACCUUCAUCAAAGGCAGCAACUGGAACUUAACUAUUAGCUACACGGGUGUUUUGCGUGAGGACAAUGCUGGCUUCUACCUAUCAACCUAUACUAGUCUCCAAGGCCAGGAACGUUAUUUGGCAACCACACAGUUUGAGUCGACCGAUGCACGUCACGCCUUCCCAUGCUACGAUGAGCCAGCCAAACGUGCCACAUUCAGCAUUAUCCUGCAUCAUGAUCCUUCUUAUAAUGCCAUAUCGAACAUGCCAUUGGACGUAACCCUCAGCACGCCUGGCUAUUCCGUCUUUCAACAAACUGUAAAUAUGCCGUCGUAUUUGGUCGCUUUCAUUGUGUCCGACUUUGAGUAUACGGAAGGUGUUUUAAAUUCGCGUGCCCAGCGCAUUUACACACGUCCCGGCACAGUGGAUGAACAAGAGUUCGCUUUGGUAUCUGGUUUAUUGCUGCUGCGUCGUCUUGAGGAAUAUUACGAUGUGCAAUUCGCACUGCCGAAAAUCUAUCAAGUUGGUGUGCCCGAUUUUGCUGCUGGUGCUAUGGAAAACUGGGGUUUGGCUACAUAUCGCGAAGAGUAUAUGUUGUAUAAUACCAAGAACUCAACCACGAGUACACAAACAAAUAUCGCAAACACUAUUGCACACGAAUACUGUCAUCAAUGGUUUGGCAAUUUGGUAGCCAUCAAGUGGUGGACAUAUCUUUGGCUUAAAGAAGGUUUUGCUACAUUAUUCUCCUGGCAGGCAACCGAUGAGGCUUACCCUGAAUGGGAUGUGUAUCAAAUGUUCCUUACUGGCGACUAUCAACGUGCACUAACCGCCGAUGGUAAYGGUCAAUUGCCUCCAAUGACGCAUUAUGUGCAAACACCAGCGGAAAUUUCAAGCCGUUACGAUUCCAUUUCAUAUUCGAAAGCUGGUUCCGUACUGUAUAUGUGGCAGAGCGCAUUCCCUAAGAAUGUUUUCCGUCAAGGCUUGAAUCUCUAUUUGACUUCAAACCAAUUCAGUGCCGCUGAUGAGAAUCAACUUUUUGAAUCGCUCGGCAUUGCAGCCGGUGCCAAUAACGUACCGAUUCCAGCCACUAUGCAAGAUAUGUUCGCUAGUUGGUCUCGUCAAUCUACCUAUCCGCUGCUGACCGUUACACGCAAUUACAACGGCAAGUCAUUCACCGUAAAGCAGGAAGCCUUCUACGAGGAUACGAACACUAAAUCGGAUCAAACUUGGUACAUACCCUUUAAUUAUGCGCACAAAGCGAAUCCAGAUCAUCGUAAUACCACCGCUUCGCAUUUCUUAUUGAAAGUCAAAGAGAUCGAGGUCCACGACAAUGAUUUGGCAGCCGAUGACUGGUUGCUACUGAACAAACAAUCUACCGGUUUUUAUCGCAUCAAUUAUGAUGAACAAAAUUGGAAACUACUAAGUGAAGCGCUACAAACGCAAACAUUCAAAUUCGAUCCACGUAAUCGUGCACAGCUUAUUUUUGACGCCUACAAGUUCAGUUCGACUGGACGCCUUAGUCAGGAUAUCUUCUUGAAUUUACUWCAAUACCUACCGAAUGAAGAUCAAUAUGCGCCAUGGACAACAGUCUACUCCGUAAUCGUUACUUUCAAUACUUACYUGAAUGGUGAUGCGGAUUAUAAAAAUUUCCAAUUAUUUAUUCGUGAAUUAGUUUCGAAUAUCUAUGAAAAAUURGGUAUCAAUGACGUAAGCGGCGAACAUCAUCUCACCAAAUCCGUACGUAGUAUCGCCAUUAAUCUUGCCUGUAUGGCUGGCAUAGAGAGCUGUCUGCAAGAGACCAAUAACAAAUUGAAAGAACUCAUUAAUAAUGGUGUAGCAAUCGAACCAAAUCUACAACGCCAAAUCUAUUGUAACGGUCUAAUGCAAUCCGGCGAUGCCGAAUUCACUUUCGUCUAUAAUCAAUUAAUGGCAUCCGAUGAUCAGGCAUUACGUCGUACGCUCAUCGCAUCGUUGGGUUGCUCAAGAACUGAAUCACAAUUGAAAAGCUUCGUGGACAGCUCAAUUGAUCAGUCCGCCGCGUGGCGUGUACAAGAGCGCAUCACAAUACUUAGUGCGGCAUAUUCGGCCAGCAAUGUUGGACUUAGUGUAAGCAUUGAUUUUCUCAGCGAAAAUUGGGAGGCUUAUGGCAAUUUGACGUCAGGUUUCGGUGGUGAGAAUCCACUCAAUACAGCUAUGGUCGGCAUGGCCGCAUACGUGAUCAAUGAGGAACAGCAAAACAAAUAUUUUGCGCUGGUGGAUAAGGUUAAGGGCAGCAAUAAGGUGCAAUCCAAUUUGGAGGACGUCGUCAAGGCGCGCGUGCAAACUAAUCUCGACUGGUUGAGCAACAAUCGUGCUCCAAUUAUGUCCUGGGUGAAUGCCAAGGUCGUUAAAUCUGGCAGCGCGACACUCAGCGCAUCAUUGGCAACGCUGUUCACAGCGUUCACCGUUGUGCUGGCACGUUAUUUUUAAAAUGUUAGUUUAAUAACUUGAAAUGUGUAGAUUUGUACAUAAUUGGCAACUCUUGGAGCAGAAUUUGUGCGAUUGAACCUAGUUUGUAAAUAUGAUAUUAAAUAAUAAUAAAUAAAUUUUUAAACACAAAA
Bactrocera latifrons is the source of this 3059-nucleotide messenger RNA. RefSeq names its product aminopeptidase N. The coding region runs from base 34 to 2928 and encodes 964 amino acids. Gene Ontology annotation, cellular component: cytoplasm. The transcript has 6 exons. The record is from RefSeq and is a predicted model, not a curated record. Gene Ontology annotation, molecular function: peptide binding; metalloaminopeptidase activity; zinc ion binding. Gene Ontology annotation, biological process: proteolysis; peptide catabolic process. NCBI's taxonomy places the organism in Eukaryota, Metazoa, Arthropoda, Insecta, Diptera, Tephritidae.